Molecule: messenger RNA, 2469 nt
Organism: Rhinocladiella mackenziei CBS 650.93
Lineage: Eukaryota; Fungi; Ascomycota; Eurotiomycetes; Chaetothyriales; Herpotrichiellaceae
Product: elongation factor 2
Exons: 5
Coding region: 1-2469 (822 amino acids)
Biological process (GO): translational elongation
Cellular component (GO): cytosol; ribonucleoprotein complex
Molecular function (GO): GTP binding; translation elongation factor activity; GTPase activity
Source: RefSeq, a predicted model, not a curated record
AUGUCGGUCAUUGCACAUGUGGACCACGGAAAGUCAACCUUGACCGAUUCCCUCGUCCAGCGAGCCGGUAUCAUCUCAGCAGCCAAAGCCGGCGAAGCACGAUUUACCGAUACGCGAAAGGAUGAGCAAGAGCGAGGCAUUACAAUCAAGUCUACCGCCAUCUCUUUGUAUGCCCAUUUGCCAAACGAGGAAGACCUCAAGGAUAUCCCUCAGAAAGUAGAUGGAAAUGAAUUCUUGAUCAACUUGAUCGAUUCCCCUGGUCACGUCGAUUUCUCUUCGGAAGUCACGGCCGCCCUUCGAGUCACUGACGGUGCCUUGGUCGUCGUCGACACCGUCGAAGGUGUCUGCGUGCAGACCGAGACGGUACUUCGACAAGCUCUCGGUGAACGCAUCAAGCCAGUCGUUAUCAUCAACAAAGUCGACCGUGCUCUUCUUGAAUUGCAAGUCGAGAAGGAGGAUCUCUACCAAUCUUUCCUCAGAACUGUUGAGUCGGUGAACGUCAUCAUCUCCACCUACUUCGACAAGGCCCUCGGUGAUGUCCAGGUCUUCCCAGAAAAGGGCACGGUUGCAUUCGGCUCGGGCCUCCACGGUUGGGCUUUCACGAUCCGACAGUUUGCCGUCAGAUACGCUAAGAAAUUCGGUGUCGACAAGGCCAAGAUGAUGGAACGCCUCUGGGGCGACAACUACUUCAACCCUAAGACCAAGAAGUGGACCAAGACGGCUGAGCACGAGGGCAAGACUCUUGAGCGCGCCUUCAACCAGUUUAUCCUCGACCCGAUCUUCAAGAUCUUCGAUGCCUUCAUGAAGGGCAAGAUCGAUGAGCUUGUCACCCUCUGCUCCAAAUUGGAUAUCAAAAUCACCAGUGAAGAGAGAGAACUCCCCGGCAAAGGUGUCCUCAAGGCGGCCAUGCGAAAAUUCUUGCCAGCCGCUGAUGCUCUCCUCGAAAUGAUGGUCAUCCAUUUGCCGUCCCCGGUCACGGCCCAGAAAUACCGAGCCGAGACUUUGUAUGAAGGUCCCGCUGAUGACCCCGCCUGCAUUGCUAUCCGCGAUUGUGAUCCCAAGGCCGAUCUCAUGCUUUAUGUCUCCAAGAUGGUGCCGACGUCUGACAAGGGCCGUUUCUACGCCUUCGGCCGUGUCUUCGCCGGUACUGUCCGCUCUGGCUUGAAGGUCCGUAUCCAGGGACCCAACUAUGUCCCCGGCAAGAAGGAAGAUCUCUUCAUCAAGUCAAUUCAACGCACGGUUCUCAUGAUGGGUCGUACGGUCGAGCCUAUCGACGAUAUGCCCGCUGGUAACAUCAUCGGCCUGGUCGGCAUCGACCAGUUCUUGCUCAAGUCCGGUACUCUCACCACCUCUGAGACCGCUCACAACUUGAAGGUCAUGAAGUUCUCUGUUUCCCCCGUCGUCCAGCGUUCAGUCGAAGUCAAGAACGCCAACGACUUGCCUAAACUUGUCGAAGGUCUUAAGCGACUGUCGAAGUCGGAUCCGUGUGUCUUGACUUCCAUCAACGAGUCCGGUGAGCACAUUGUUGCAGGCGCCGGUGAGCUUCACUUGGAAAUCUGCUUGAAAGAUUUGGAAGAAGACCACGCCGGUGUGCCUCUCAAGAUCAACGACCCAGUCGUCUCAUAUCGCGAAACUGUGGGUGGCACUUCGAGUAUGACCGCGCUUUCUAAAUCACCUAACAAGCACAACCGUCUCUACGUUGUCGCCGAACCUCUGGGUGAGGAGGUCUCCAAAGAUAUUGAAGGCGGCAAGAUCAACCCUCGUGACGAUUUCAAGGCCCGUGCACGCGUCCUUGCCGAUGAACACGGCUGGGAUGUCACCGAUGCUCGAAAGAUCUGGGCCUUCGGUCCUGACACUACCGGUGCCAACUUGUUGGUUGACCAGACCAAGGCGGUGCAAUACCUCAACGAAAUCAAGGAUUCCUUCGUCUCGGGUUUUCAAUGGGCCUCUCGUGAAGGACCUAUUGCGGAAGAGCCCAUGCGAUCUAUCCGAUUCAACAUCAUGGACGUCACUUUGCAUGCUGAUGCUAUCCACCGUGGUGGCGGUCAGAUUAUCCCCACUGCGAGACGAGUGCUGUAUGCUGCCACUCUCCUGGCUGAACCUGGUAUCCAGGAACCGGUCUAUCUGGUCGAAAUCCAAGUUCCCGAACAAGCCAUGGGGGGUAUCUAUGGCGUGUUGACUCGUAGGAGAGGUCAUGUCUUCUCUGAGGAACAACGUGUGGGAACUCCUCUGUUCACGGUCAAGGCCUAUCUCCCUGUCAUGGAGUCCUUCGGUUUCAACGCUGAUCUACGUGCUGCCACCAGUGGUCAAGCCUUCCCUCAAUCCGUCUUCGAUCACUGGCAGAUCCUUCCUGGCGGCUCACCACUCGAUUCCAACACUAUGCCCGGCAAAGUUGUUGAGACCAUGCGUACGAGAAAGGGUCUCAAACCACAAGUUCCAGGAUAUGACAACUACUACGACAAGUUGUAG